Messenger RNA from Epinephelus fuscoguttatus (brown-marbled grouper), 2821 nucleotides. RefSeq lists its product as uncharacterized. Bases 78 to 1451 code for a protein of 457 amino acids. The transcript has 11 exons. The record is from RefSeq and is a predicted model, not a curated record. Lineage: Eukaryota; Metazoa; Chordata; Actinopteri; Perciformes; Serranidae.
AGAGAGAGGGAGAAAGAGAGCAGCUGCUGGUUGUAGGUGCUGUCUUGCUUGUGCUCGGUCUUCUUCUUGAGUCAAAGAUGCAGGUUGGUGGUGGACAGUCACUCUGGAUAUACACUCUGCUAAUCACUUCUCUACAACUUUGGGGAAGACUUUCAGCUUCCACUUCCUCUCCCGCUCUUCCGGCUCCUAAACUUGACAUCUAUUCGAGGUCAAAGGGCUCAGUGGUUCUGGUCUGUCGGGCCCCAGAGGGCCAACAAGGGUUUCAUUUCAUGUUGUACCGAGACAGAGACAAGGUGGACUCUCAGGAGCUGCAGUCUGGUACUCAGGAGGCUCAGUUCACUGUGACAGUAAAGGAAGAGGAUUCAGUCCGCUUCUUCUGCUGUCUGUACAAGGACCAGGGUGGUCGUUACAGUUUAUUCAGUCACUAUUUGCAGGUGGAGCAGCCAAAAGAUGCUACCCCCACACGCUCUGUGCCCUCUUUCCCUCCUCCAGUCUUGUCUGUGGAGCCCUCAACCGGUGUGGUGAAACGUGGGGAGGUGCUAACCUUCAGCUGCUUGGUCCCAAAUCUGCCCCAGUCUCAGUCAACCUAUAACAAGAAACCAGUUACCUUCCUUUUGCUGAGAGCCUCUGAGCGCACAGCGGCAACAUCUAUCAUACUCCAGCCUCAGGCCAGUCAGGUGUCUAACCCCGAACCCCAGCCAGGAGUCUUCACCGUGGGGCCAGUGAGGGGAGAUGAGGGGGGUGCAUACACCUGCCUCUACCAGAUCGCCAAAAAACGGGGAUUGGUAAAUUCAACUGUCAGCAACAUGGUUCAAGUUACUAUUACAGAUGUGUUGCCAGUCCCGACCCUUGUCCUCCAGCAGGACACAGACGUGUGGCAUCUGCUCUGCACUGGGUCUCCUGCUUACCCCAGCGCUGUGUUCUCCCUCUACCUGGCUGAUAAUAAACUUGCUGUUGCCACUCACCAUGCCACCUUGAUCCAGCAUCAGGCCGCCUUCCCAGUGCCUGUCCAGGAAGCUCCAGUGGCUUUGUACGAGUGCCAGUAUGAUGUCCUCCUAGGAGGGAAAUGGAGCAACUCUGAGCGCAGCCUCCCUUUGGCUGUAACCAAAGGAAAUCCCCCUCCUCCAUCAACAGAUUGGUCCGGUGUUGACUGGCCUCUCAUACUGGGCUCUUUCUCUGCUGUGGUAUUGUUCCUCUGCUCAGUGGCACUCGUGGCUGUGGUGGCACACCGGAAAGUUAAAGCAGCGGCUGAGGAGAAGAAGAAAAGACAGGAAGCACAGUUCUGGACUCAAGUUCACGCGAAGGAUCAUGUUGUCGAUCUUACACUCCCACGUGCAGGCUUCACAUCUCAGGAAUGGGCCAAUAUGGACACAACUACAGGGACAGGGUCCAGAUCCCCUUUAUGGAACUCGCUUUCCACAUUCACAACUCCGAUCCAUCCGAUCUAUUAGAAAUGUUUGUUUUUUCUCUCUCUCUGUCUUUCUCUCUCUCCAUGUGUGUGUUUAUACUUUAUCUGAGUUUAUCAAUGUAGCAUCAGUUGGAGUUACACAGCAGGACAGGAAGGGCUAUUUCCUCAGUUCCUAUUUCAUGUGUAGCAGUAAAAUUGUACAAUUUGACAGGAUAUGAUGUUUGUUUGAUCUUACAUGUUACUGAGCCAGGGAAUCUAAAUACAAAUUGUAUUGCUAUUAUUGUUUGUAUCUGUUUUAUGAAAACCUAACCUUGUCUCUUACCUAUAAGUUUACUUUAAGUUUAUUAUUGACCUUACGGUUACAACAAAACAAUCUCACAAUGAGGUCUUUUUCCAGAACAAUCACCAGAAAAAAAGUGUUGGCAUUGUAAACCAUAGACGCAUUACAUUUGCAUAUUAUAUGUCGUAAUUAUGCAGAAAUGUUGCGUUCCAACUACGCUGUGGUUAACGUGUGGUAAGGUUUAUUGCACAAAACCACAUGGUACAAAACAGCUGCAUUUCCUGCCACAAUACUGGAAAGAAACAGCAAUGGGUAGCUGCGAAGCAUCCAUGUUUGGUGCCUAAAAAUCAACUGGAAAAAUGACAAAGGUUGCUACAAACAGCCAUGUUUGGUGUCUUAAAAGUCACUGGAAAAAUCAGUGACCGGUCGCAACAAAAAAGCCAUGUUUGAUGCCUAAAUAGCUGCUGGAAAACUGACAGGUUGCUACGAAACAUCCAUGUUUGUUGCCUAAAAAGCCGCAGGAAAAUGACAGGUUGCUACGAAACAUCCAUGUUUGGUGUCUAAAAAGCUGCUGGAAAAACAGCAGCCAGUUGCUAUGAAACACCCAUGUUUGGUUUCCUUAAAAAGUUGCUGGGAAAAAAAUUACUGGUCGCUACAAAACACCCAUGUUUGGUGCCUAAAAAGCCGCAGGAAAAACGACGUCAGGUUGCUACAAAACACUUAUGUUUGCUGCUGAAUAACAAACACCUCGAUAUCAUACAUAUGAAACACGCAAAUGUAAUGUAUUUGGGGUUUGCAAAAAUGUGAAACCAACAUUUCUUCUAGCUACUGGGCUGCCUUGAAGUAGCUGAGGAACUCUCCAUUACAUUACAGGAUCUUCAUCAGUAUGAUGCAGUUUGAACAGACAUCAUAGUAGUAGAUUGUUUUGUAGAAAUCUAUAUAAUCUACCUGUCUGACUGUUAGGCUACACCAAGAUUACAACUUAUUUUGAAGUGCUAUCUGCAGAUUGGCAGUGUACUCUUGCUUUAUCAAUUUUAUGUCAAAUCAAAGUCUGUACACUUUCAAACUAUAUAUUGAACACUGAGCACUGUUUAUGCAGUUACAUUGUAAUAAUAAAGUUUAUUUCUAUAGCA